Molecule: messenger RNA, 605 nt
Organism: Caenorhabditis elegans
Lineage: Eukaryota; Metazoa; Nematoda; Chromadorea; Rhabditida; Rhabditidae
Gene: C08H9.15
Product: DUF2650 domain-containing protein
Exons: 4
Coding region: 30-425 (131 amino acids)
Source: RefSeq, marked reviewed
GAAUUUUAAACCACAUCCACCUUCACAAAAUGGCUCGAACAGCAACAUUGCUGCUCUUAAUCCUGCCGGUGGCGUAUGCAAUGGUUGUAUGGCCCGUUCUAGAUCGCAACACGACGCGCUCAACAAUUGUUCGUCCUCGCAACUGGGCCGAGAAGAAUUUGGGUCAAUGGUGUCGUAAUUUCACAGUAAACGAACACACUCAAUGCCCACAGGCUUCAGCAUUCCAUCAGUUUGAUUGUUGCGGUCUCCACGAGACGGAAUGUUGUUUUGCUAUUCAGGGAUGGGUGAUUGUCAUCCUCACAAUCGUCGGGACUUGUGGUGCAAUCAUUUUGAUAUUCUCCGUACUUCUCAAGAUGAAUUUGAUUUGUCCCAUGCCGUAUACAACCAAACAGACUCCAUCUACUUAUACAGGAAUACAGGAAUAAGCUGUUGAUCUCUUUUGUUAUGCCCCCACCACCCAUUAUACGGGUUGCCUACUUUUGCUUAGAGUUUUGAAUUAUAAUUAACGGGUUUAUUAAACGGAAUUUUUUCUGCAAAAGAUGAAAUGUUUAGACUAUAGAAAGCUUUGUUUGUUUCAGAAAAUUUUUAAUAAAUUGUGAACUUUA